AUGGUUAGUGCCUGGAACAUGAAGCCAAACUUUAAAUCUAUUGAUUUUGACUAUGGGGAGAAUUUUUCUAAAAAUGGAGUGGUGAAACUUCAUUUGCAAAGUGAGGUUGAAAACACAAACAAGUUACAAAAGUCUUUGGUGGUUAAGGUGUUUGGUGAUAGUGCUCCUUACCAUAUCAUUGGAUUGGAAUUAAGGAAAAAAUGGAAUCAAAAUGGUAGGUUCCAUAUGACCUUUUUUGGUGGUGGUUGGAUCUUAUGUGCUUUUGAAGAUCUAGAGGCUAUGGAUUCAAUCCUAAAUAGUGGACCAUGGUACGUGAAUGGUAGUAUAAAUGGACUAGAUAAAUGGUCCCCUAAUUUUCAUCCUUCUUCCUUGAAAGGAUUGAUGGCUCUGGUCUGGAUUAGGCUUCCUAAUCUCCCUCUGCAAAGCUGGGAUAAAAUCAAUGUAUAUAGGAUUGCUUUGAAGGUUGGUACUCUUUUUUUGAUAGAUGACAACAUGUUUCAGUGGGGACUGCAUGAAUUUGCUAGAGUAUGUGUCAGAAUCAAUUUGGAAGACAAGCUACCAUUGGGAUUUUGGGCAGAAGGUGUCUCUAGCAAGUUUUACCAAAAAAUCAGUUAUGAAAAAAUGCCAAACAUUUGCUUUAAAUGUGGUAACAUCGAGCAUUUGGAGAAAUUCUGUCCAGAGUUGUAUAUGGAAUCAAUCUUGGUUCCUAAUAAACCCAAAGUAAAUUCUGUGGAAGGUGGAGCAGCAGUUAUGAAGGAGAUUCCAAAGGAUAAUUCUUUGGAGAAAGAUACAACCAAGGCCAAAGAGGAUAAUUGUGGUCCAUGGAUUCAUGUGGACAUGGGAACAAGAGAGGAAAAAACUUCAAGUUUCAGAACAAGUGGACUCGACAACAGGUUACUGAGAGGGUUUUAA
Molecule: messenger RNA, 912 nt
Organism: Dendrobium catenatum
Lineage: Eukaryota; Viridiplantae; Streptophyta; Magnoliopsida; Asparagales; Orchidaceae
Exons: 1
Coding region: 1-912 (303 amino acids)
Molecular function (GO): nucleic acid binding; zinc ion binding
Source: RefSeq, a predicted model, not a curated record